UGGUUGAGAAACGUUUAAGUGAAAUGAAGAAACUUGACGGUGCUUAUGUUCCCCCGGUUGAUAUCUUACAAAAGUUUAUUGAACUAUAUGGUGAAGAUAUCGAUACCAUCACAGAUUCUAUAGUUACGGUUGUAUUUGCAUCUAUACAUACUACGUCAACGUUUAUUACUCAUGCUCUACAAGAAUUUGUAAAUAACCCGCAGAUUCACGAGGAAUUACUAGAAGAACAAGAACAACUGUUUAAAAGUAACGAAAAUGAAUAUUAUUCUAUUGAACAAAUUGCUAAAAUGGAAAAGUUAGAUA
Molecule: messenger RNA, 303 nt
Organism: Funneliformis mosseae
Lineage: Eukaryota; Fungi; Glomeromycota; Glomeromycetes; Glomerales; Glomeraceae
Source: the annotation of a GenBank genome assembly